Molecule: messenger RNA, 189 nt
Organism: Meloidogyne enterolobii
Lineage: Eukaryota; Metazoa; Nematoda; Chromadorea; Rhabditida; Meloidogynidae
Source: the annotation of a GenBank genome assembly
AUGUUAUUAGAUCACUUAUACAAGAUCCUUUUCUUUCAAUGUUUUUCUCAAGAUUUAAUGGGUGUUGAUGGUCGUAGUUUAAUUGUAGGUGCACAACUUGUAUUUAAUUUGCUUACAUUGGCAUGCUAUGUAUUAAUGUUUUUUAAAUUAAUUUAUGAUCAGAAGACUGGAAAAAGUAAAUUUUGUUAA